AUGAUAGGGCAGACCCUUAAGGCCGGGUCCUUUAUUGGCUGGCUCCACCUGUGGGCUAGACUAGACUGGGGAAAUGCAUGCGGCUACUUCCUUCAGGUGCUGAAGGCUGACAUCCAGGUUGUCAGAAAAGCCCUCCAGAGGAAACACCAACAUGGCAAUGGGGCGGCCGAAAUCCAGAACCCAGUUCUGCACAGUGAAGUAGAACCAGAGGUCCAAAUGGAAGGGUGCGGUGCCGGGUGCCACCAGGUGCAUCGUGCCUAUGGCUGUGGCAGCGAUGGCUCUGAGAGGGGCCUGCAGGUGCCCAUUGGAGGGGAGGCAGAGACCUCUAGGAGAAGUAUUAAAAACAUAUAUCUGGAUUUCGGCCGCCCCAUUGCCAUGUUGGUGUUUCCUCUGGAGUGGUUUCCGCUCAACAAGCCUAGUGUGGGGGACUACUUCCACAUGGCCUACAACGUCAUCACCCCCUUCCUCCUGCUCAAGCUCGUCGAGCGAUCCCCGCGCACCCUGCCACGCUCCAUCAUCUAUGUGAGCGUCAUCACCUUCAUCAUGGGCGCCAGCAUCCAUCUGGUGGGGGACUCCGUCAACCACCGGCUGCUGUUCAGCGGCUACCAGCACCACCUGUCAGUGCGCGAGAACCCCAUCAUCAGGGACCUCUGGCCCGAGUCGCUGAUCGACUCCUUCGAGCUGCUCUACUACUACGACGAGUACCUGGGCCACUGCAUGUGGUAUAUCCCCUUUUUCCUCAUCCUCUUCAUGUACUUCAGUGGCUGCUUCACUCCCGCAGCAGCGCCACGCUCCAUGCCAGGGGCGGCCCUGCUCCUGGUGGUGCCCAGUGGCCUGUACUACUGGUACCUGGUCACCGAGGGCCAGAUCUUCAUCCUCUUCAUCUUCACCUUCUUCGCCAUGCUGGCCCUCGUCCUGCACCAGAGGCGCAAACGCCUCCUCCUAGACAGCAACGGCCUCUUCCUCUUUGCGUCCUUCAGCCUUGCGCUCCUGCUCGUGGUGCUCUGGGUGGCCUGGCUGUGGGACGACCCCGUGCUCAGGAAGAAGUAUCCGGGCGCCAUCUACGUCCCCGAACCCUGGGCCUUCUACAGCCUCCACGUCAGCAGCCAGCGCUGAGCCCUGCUGGCUGCUGGGGUGUGAGAGUGAGUGUGGGGGUGUGAGUGUGUGGGGGUGAGAGGCUAUAUGUCAGUGUGAGUGUGAGGAUGUGUUUAUGAUGUGUGUACAUCUGUAUCAAGCGUGUGUAUGGUGGUGGGGUAUGAGGUGACAUUUCUAUUUGGUUUGGAUCAGGACUGGACUUUGUUCUCAGCCAAGAGCCAGGUUCUCCUUUCUGGCCCCUCUCUCUGCUCAGGUCUGGUCUCCUUCUUGGGGUCAUGGCAGGGAGUCCUCGUGGGGCUGAAGAAGGGGGUGUGGUUCUCUGGAUCCCACUGCAGCUGCACCCACUCUGCUGCUGGGUGUGGAGGAUCCUGACGGUGGGUCUAGACCCAGCUCACCCCUGCCUGGCCUCACUUGUGGCGUGUCAGACCCCACAUGCUCAGCCUCAGGGUGGACAUUUGAGCAGUCUAGCUCCCCUUUCUUCUGCUCCCAGGGAAGGGCACCCUUCACUCCUCACUCCCAGAGGGAUCUCUCCUGGCCUCUGCAGAGUUGCAGUUCCCCUGCUGUUCAGCCUGGCCAAAUGGAGCUCUCCAGCUGUGGUCCUGAGCUUGGAGGGGGUGGCAGGAUGACCCCAAGCGUCCUCCAUCUCAGCUGAAAGCUUGUGCUUUUCUCUAGCAAAUCCAGACCAAGCGGGAUCUUAUUUGAGCAGGACCCCUGUGUCCACCAGGCUUUGGGGCCUCUGUUUUGGGCUUUCUGGUCUCUUCCUUGUCUUGCGUUCUCAGGGAACUUUUGGGCCUGACUUACUCACAGUGGGGUCACCCCAAGCCUUGUCAUCCUGUGUGCUGCCCACAUGGACAUGGGUGUGAGGUGUGAAUAAAAGUGUGUGCUACUCUUAAAAAAAAAAAAAAAGAA
Messenger RNA from Suncus etruscus (white-toothed pygmy shrew), 2004 nucleotides. RefSeq names its product ceroid-lipofuscinosis neuronal protein 6 homolog. NCBI's taxonomy places the organism in Eukaryota, Metazoa, Chordata, Mammalia, Eulipotyphla, Soricidae. The record is from RefSeq and is a predicted model, not a curated record. The transcript has 5 exons. The coding region runs from base 1 to 1116 and encodes 371 amino acids.